ACAUAAUUAUAAAAAAGUGAGAACAGUUAUUAAACAACAUCAACCUAAGUAUCACUUCAUCAUGGCGUCAUCUACUCCUACUGCGACUCCGUGUAGAGGAGCCCCUGCCACAGGAUCCACGCCCACUGUGUCACCGGAAGAAACUAACUUUCUACGAUUUGUCAAUCUAGUCUUGAGGAGAGCACCAAAGGCCAUAAGGAUCCAUUUUGAUACAGUUCAUCCUCCAAUUAACCUUGUCACUGACCUAGCAACACAAAAAACUCUGCUGUUCAGCUUGAAAGCUAGAAAAGUAAUAAAUCAGGUCCAGUGGGACAAACUUUUCAAAGUUAACAAUCCUAUGUCAAAGGAUUUCGAUGUUACACUGUUAAUCUGCCUUUUACGAAACAUGAAUCCCUCUACACUAGCACCAGCAGGAGGAUUCGAUAUUCUACCCAAUCCAUCAGAUGUCAGUACUGGGGCUGACUUAGCAAGAAUCAAGUUCUACAGAAACGAAGUUGCCCACUCAGCAAAUGCAAGGAUGGACGCAAAUGAUUUUAAUACUAGCUGGACACAUGUUGAGGAGGCUAUUGGAAGGCUUGGAGGUUCUGCAUUACUGAAUGAAACCAAAGCUUUGCGAUUUUCUCCAAUGGAUGAAUCUGAGAAAGAACUUCUUCUGGAGCUUCUUCUCGAAAUUAAACAUCUGAAAAUGGAGCAGUUAGAAACAAUCCCUCCUAAUGUUAGAGAAUUGAUUGAAGAAAAACUAGUAUCCUGGGAAAAAGAAGAUGAACUUUUUGUAGAAAUAAGGGCGUCCACAGCUGUUGAAAACUUUGUAAAUGACAAUCCAUGCGUUGUAGUUGUUGGUCAUCCAGGGUCGGGAAAAUCAGCCAUCAUUCAUCACAUCGCCUUAAAAAUGGGAAAACAGGGAUUUUCUAUCAUUCCUAUUGACCAUCCCGAUGAAAUUAAAAGCUAUCACGACCGAAAAAAUCCACAAGUCUUUGUGAUUGAUGAUCCUUGUGGAGAAUUUAUUGUUGACGAACAAGCAGCUAGUGCAUGGGUUAAGUAUUCAAAAGACAUCGAAACAUGUUUGAAUUUUCAACAAAAGGAAGAUCAAGUUAAAUCAAAACUUUUAGUUUCAUGUCGUUUUGUCGUAAGUCGUACUCGACCGUUUCGUUUAAUAAAAAUUUUCUCCAAUUUCAUUAUCAAUUUAGAAAAUCACGAAAAUAAGUUAACUGUAUUCGAGAAAGAGCAAAUAUUGUCUGUGCACGUUCAACACGAAGUUCAUUUACCUCAAUUGGUAAUAGAAAAGAAUUUCGAUUGCUUUCCAUACCUUUGUAAAAUAUAUGCUAAUGCAUUUACUGAUUCAGCAUGCAUGGAAGCCUUUUUCGAGAAUCCUUUCAUUGAGUUAGUCUCUAAGCUUAACGUAAUGGUUGAUGAUCCUAGGUCAGAAGCCAUUCAUGAAUACUGCGCUUUAGUUUGUUGUGCCCUUGCAGAGAAAAGGGUGAAUUCAUAUGUAAUGGGUAUUAAGAGAAAUGUUGCUGAUGAACAUCUUCAAGAAAUUUUAAAUGCUUGUGAUAGGCAGAUUGAUUCCUCAAAUUUACUCUCAGCACUGGAAAGGAUGAAUGGUAAAUAUGUUAAAAAGGUGGGUUGUACAUUUGCGCUCAUACAUUCAAAAUUUUUGGAAGUCGUUGUGUGGCAUUUCGGAAACCGAUGUCCUGAAACACUGAUUCUUCACUCAUGUACUGAAAUAUUUCAAAACAGACUUAGACCACAAGGGAGACUACAGAAAGAUUUUGAUUUCAAGGAAGACAAAACUCUAUUAGAAUUAGACAAGAAGUGGAUGAAAUUCUACUCUAAAAGAAUACAGAAUGAUAUCAGUCAAGGGAAUUUCAGAAAUAUAUUUAAGAACCCAUGCAUGCCAAAUGCUCUAAUAGAAACUUGUCUAUUUGACUCAUUAGUAGAUGGACAUAUUUUAGAAGAAACGCUUUUAAAAACAAAUCUUAAUAUACCAUCAAUUAUUACUGAAGCAUAUGCCUCAUUUUCAAGGGAAGAUUUAUUGGAAAAUAGCCAAGUAAAGUUUCUUCAUUUGACAAUAGCUUACAACUGGGCAGCAUUUUUAGAAAAACUUUUUGAAACACGAAAUGAUGUUUUGUUUGAAACUCUAUUUUCCCAACGAGCAAGCACGCUACAUUUAGCGAUUCUAAGUGAAAAUAUUGAGAUUGUGCAAAUGUGUCUCCAAUAUUAUAGUGAGACUUUUGAUAGCUUGGAGGAAUUCAUGAAUUUUGGAAUAACGUAUGAUACUCACUGUUUGUUUUGCGGCAUACACCUAACAGAUUUGAGUCAUAAAUUGUACUGUCCAGUUACACAAGUUCGAAUCCCUCUACUUGUUUGUGUUACUGGUAAGCUGGAAAUAUUGGAAUAUCUUAUCCAAAAAAAAGUUUGCUCACAAAAGGACCUCAUUUCUGAAUAUCAACUCUUUGAAGAAACGGUUUCCCCAUUAAUGGUGACCAGUUUGCAUGGGCAUUGCAGUAUUGUUCGUUAUUUACUUCAACAGGGGGCAUCUGUUAACUAUCAAAAUGAAAAUGGAAUUUCACCUCUUCAUGAAGCUUGUCAAAGAGGACAUUUAGAAGUUAUAAAAAUAUUGCUUUCCAAUGGGGCUAAAGUUAAUUCAAGAGAUACAGAUGAGGAAACGCCACUUUCCCUCGCCUGCAGGAAUGAUUUCAUAGAAAUUGCUGACCAACUUUUGUGUAAUGGUGCAGACAUUAAUUUGCAAGACUCCCAAGGAUUGACACCAAUACAUAAAUCUAUAUCUGAUUGGAACAUAAAGACUGUCGAAUUCCUUACUGAAAGAAAUUGUGAUAUCAAUAUAGUUUCUAGAAGAGGUGAUACUCCUUUUUCUCUGGCCUGCUUUUAUGGAAAUUGUGCUAUCGUUAGAUUGUUAAUUGAGAAGGGAAUAAACAGGCAACAAUUACAGGAUGGGAUGCUGAAAGCUUGCGUGAAAGGAAAUAAAGGUAUUAUUUCAAUACUUUUGGAGUAUGGAGCGGAGAUAAAUUGGAAGAAUACUCAAGGUCUUACAGCUCUCCACAUUAGCUGUGCACAGAACAAUGCAGAUCUUGUAACAUAUCUUUUCGUAAAGGGGUGGUUGCAAAUAUUCAAUCAAAGGAUAAAAAAACACCUCUUCAUUUUCAGCAAAGCAUUUAUCGCUAAAAUGUUUAUCAAUUCUUCUACAAAACAGAGCAGAAAUAAUGGCAAUUGA
Molecule: messenger RNA, 3232 nt
Organism: Saccostrea cuccullata (small rock oyster)
Lineage: Eukaryota; Metazoa; Mollusca; Bivalvia; Ostreida; Ostreidae
Exons: 4
Coding region: 62-3232 (1056 amino acids)
Molecular function (GO): protein binding
Source: RefSeq, a predicted model, not a curated record